Grus americana (Whooping crane) is the source of this 6082-nucleotide messenger RNA. Its product is annotated as neurabin-1-like. The record is from RefSeq and is a predicted model, not a curated record. Bases 631 to 4746 code for a protein of 1371 amino acids. Gene Ontology annotation, molecular function: actin filament binding. Gene Ontology annotation, cellular component: actin cytoskeleton; postsynaptic density; cytoplasm. Gene Ontology annotation, biological process: neuron projection development; actin filament organization; calcium-mediated signaling. Lineage: Eukaryota; Metazoa; Chordata; Aves; Gruiformes; Gruidae. The transcript is spliced from 21 exons.
AAGGUGCCAUAAAGAGAUAUAAUCACCAUUAAAUUCAAACCAAGAUAGCAUAAGGGACUUUGCAGGCUGAAGCGAACAAGCUCCUCCACACUCCGCACCUUUGAGAUCCAAGCCAGCUCCAAGCUGGAAGGGAGCAGCAUCAUCAACUCAAGUCAGUAAAUCCUGCUGAAAGGCAGCAUAUGCCUCUGCAGCAACAGCCCUGACUUCGUACAGCUACCUGCAGCCUUCUUACUACACCUUUCAGAAUAUGGUGUUAAUCACCUUGUUGGACUCUAAGGUGUGAUAAAGAAGCCCUCACUCAGUAUAUUGCUUCAACUUCUUCUGCAACACGUACAUGUAAACAGUUGUUACUGGCACAGCAAUACAGUUCAUCAGAAGAUGGCUUUCCGGAUACCGCGAUCCGCACUGGGGAUAAUACCCGAUGUGGCCAUUUACACGCUGUGAUUUCUUUCUCUCCACGUAUACUCCCCUGCGCCCCAUUUCAAUGCGAGCGGGGAGGCUGGCUGAGUGAAGGGGCUGCUUCUCGGCUCUUUUGUGGGAUCUGCUCUGUCUGGUGUUGGAGGGUGGAAGCUUUGUGCCUGGGAGUCGUCCUUCCCAUUCUUCUUCAGGAGUCGAGGGAGCUUUCUGACAAUGAUGAAAACCGAAGGCAAAGGGGAAAGGACUUUAAGAAGUGCUUCUCCGCACCGAAAUGCCUAUAAAUCCGAUUUCCAUGCUAUCAAAUGCUCUUUUGAUGGCGUAAACAAUCCUGAAAACACUUCCGGCAAAACAAGCUUGCAUCAGAAGCUGAGCACCUCUUCCAAUGGAGGGGGAAACGACCCACACAGUCGAGGCAGAGCUGCCACUUACGGCAAUAGAGUACACAAGAUCAAAAAUAUGUUUCUGCAAAUGGGAGGCUCCUCUUCCACACCCUCUUGUGAAAGCAGUCCACCUGCUGAGGCCAAAUUAAUCAGCCGGGCCACGGUAGCAGAGCAUGGACCUUCUCCAGGUAGCCCAUCUUUCCUCAUUGUCCAAAAAAAUAAUCUUCUUAAUGCAAGUACUAGCCCCUGUGGCAGUCCUGUGGAUUCAUUGUGUGUGCCUUCUGCUGCUGACAAAGUCAUCCGUAGCAACGAUGAGGCAGACUUGGACAAAGUUGCCCUGGCAGAAAAAUUUUCGGAGACCAGGAAGCUUUUUGAGAGAAAUAUAAAACAACGGAGCUCAGUGGACAGAUACUCCCCCAGCAAAUGUGAGAGAAGUGAAGAUAAGAGGAGACGCAGUUCAGCUUCUGAUUGCAGCAACGUGGCGGACCACUUCAGUUUUAAUACAGAAGCAAGUCUUCCAGUUGCGCUGGAGAAAGUUGAAAAUCAAGGUAAUGAGGAAUUGAAGCAGCAACAUCCCAACAGUGGUUCCAAAUCCUCCUUCCUGAAUGCAGGGCCCAUUUCUAGGAGGCUGGAAAACUUUCUGGGUGACAGUGAUACUGAAGAAUCCAAAGAAAUUUCCAAAAGCGAUAGUCCCCCGAAUCAGGACCCUUUGAGAGGCCACCACAGUUUGGAUUCUGCUGCUGAAGGAUGGCCGGAAAAGGCUGUGUCCAGCAAAGUGCCUGUGAUCCUCAGAGAUGAGCUGAGCGAGGCGCUUGGAAAAGACAAAAGAGAGCAACUGGUGCUUGAGAGAAGCCUGGGGGAUAUGGGCUGUACACCUGGUCAGGAGGAUCAGCAGAGAUCAGAUAGUGUUCUCACCGUGGUUUCCCCCAUGGAGGGGACUUGCACAGAGCUGGCUGCACCAGAUGAAACCUCAGGGCAUGAAAAAGAGAGUUUGGAGAAAGAUCGUGUUGUUCAAGAGGAUCAGCUGCUCAGAUGUCAAGUACAGGAAGGGAAAAGGAGUGACUACUCCUUGGAAGAAGAGUUUACAGAAGCCAGGGAGACCAAUCAGGAGGAAGAAAGAGAUGGGAUGUCUGUGAAAGAUGGUCCAGUUACACGAAUUCAGGAUGUUCUAGAACAGGAAGGGGAUACUGAAGAAGAGGAGCAAGUGGUGGAAAAGCAGAGUGAGAACUUCAGUGCUUUUGGAAUAGAGAAUGCAGCUUUUGAUGAUGACAGGGAUACGGAGUCAGAAAACCAAGGGCCUGAAGGCAAAGAAAUUUUGGAGGGGGAGGAGGAGGAGGAGUAUAUGUAUGACAGUGAAUAUGAGGAGUUUCCUGGACUUUCUGAAGAGGAAGAUCCUGAGCCAGACCGAAAAGUCAAGUUCUCAACAGCUCCUAUCAAGGUUUUCAGUACUUACUCAAAUGAAGACUAUGAUAGACGUAAUGAAGAAGUCGACCCUGUAGCAGCCUCAGCUGAGUAUGAACUUGAGAAAAGGGUGGAAAAAAUGGAAGUGUUUCCUGUGGAAAUUGAAAAAGGUGACAGUGGUCUGGGCAUCAGUAUUAUUGGAAUGGGAGUUGGUGCUGAUCAGGGACUGGAAAAAUUAGGUAUUUUUGUAAAAACAAUAACAGAUGGAGGAGCUGCUCAGAGAGAUGGACGAAUUCAAGUAAAUGAUCAGAUUGUUGAGGUUGAUGGAAUCAGUCUAGUGGGAGUUACUCAGUUCUUUGCAGCCACUGUAUUAAAAAACACUAAAGGCACAGUGAGGUUUCUGAUUGGGAGAGAGAAGCCAGGGACUCAGAGUGAAGUAGCCCGCCUCAUUAGUGAGACCUUAGAGCAAGAGAGAUGUCUGUAUGAGCAGCACUAUGUUCCUGAUGAUACAGAGCAGGAUGAUGACUAUGAUGAUGAUGACGAUACCUAUGAAUCACAUUUACAUGGAAAAUCUGUAGAAGUUUUUGAUCUUCCUGAAAACGAAGAUAUUGGUUUACCACUGGAUAUGGAUUCAGCGCAGUCUCUUCUUAAAUUUAAAGAGCUACAAUUAAAACAUGCAGUGACAAUAGCUGAAGUGAAUCAACUGAAGGAGAAAUUAAAAAUUGUUGAAGCAGAAAAAAAUGAAUGGAAACUAAGUCGAGCCCAACUUCAGCAAAACUUAGACGAAAGCAAAGAGAAAAUUAAAAAGUUAGAGACCUACUGGUUAGAGGCACAGAGUUUAUGCAAAACCGUAAAUGAACAUCUUAAAGAAACUCAAGAACAAUGUGAUGCCCUUGAAAAGAAAUACAACAAGGCCAAGAAAUUGCUUAAAGAUUACCAACAAAAAGAAAUAGAAUUUAUGAAAAAAGAGGAGGAUCAUUCAAGGCUACUUGAAGAGAGAGACCAGAAAUAUGCAGAACAGCUGAAAAUAUAUCAGGAAAAAAUUUCAGAGCUUGAAAGUAAAUUAAAAGUAUAUGAGAGAAUGCCACAUAUGUUUGGAGGUGGCAGUUUAUUGGAAGACGACUAUCAAAGUCUAGCCCAAUACAAUGAACAGUCAAAGAUAAUGAAGGAAAAUGAAAAAGAAACAGAAUCAAUAGAAGAAAGACUAAAUUCCUCAGAUAUGUUAAUUUCUGAUUUUGAUGCUUUUGUUGGAGAUACUCCCAGAUUAGACACCAGUGCCCACAAAGCAAGAGCUCAGCUUGCUUUGAAAGUAAAACGCCAGCCACCUUCUCGAUCAAAGCUGAAGGAAUCUCUUGGGGCUGGACAACAGAUUGCAAAUCUACAGGAUGAGGAUUCAGAAGAUACUGUUCUCAAUAGAGAACUUUCCACUGUGUAUCUAACCAAGACCUUAGAAACAAGUGAAAAAUUAACUCUCCCACGCCUGGAUGACAUAGAUCAAAAGACUGAAAAGCCUGAACAAACAGAAAGCACAGAAAGUCCUCUAGAGUCAAGUCCUUCUGCUUCCACGCACUCUUCUCCAGUACACAAACCAAACAACGAAAAUAGCACCACCACUACUCAUUCACCUCCUCCUGAAGAGAUGGCUCCAAAUUCUCCUCAAGGGUAUCCCAAGAAUGUUAAGCAAAGAGAAGCAAAAGGGAAAGGGAAAGAGGCCAAGGCAGAAGAGAAGAAAAAUGAAGAUAAGACAGUAGAAACAAAUGAAGGAACAUCAUCAGGCAAGUCCAAGAGGAGAUUUCCAGAUUUUGGUGGAUUACGGAAAUCUGGAGGCAAGGGCAAGAAACAAGAGAAAGAAAAUCUGAGAGGUUCUCUGGACAGCAGAGGUUCCCGAGAACUGCUGGACGACUCUGGCAACAAUCUGUCUGCAUCAGAUUCAGAUUCCCCUGUUCCUACUUGCAUGCCUUUCUCUUGGUUUGGAGACAGCCACAAAGAGCCUCAGAUUUCUAGUAGCAGCCUGCACGUUACUCAGAGCAGGCAGGACAGUUGUGAACACGGUCAAGAGAAGAACAGAAGCAAGAGUAGAAUUGUCAUAGAUGAUACAUACCAUAGCAAGCCAAGUUGUGAACUUUCAGGGUUAGUGACAGAACCAAAUCUGUCAGGUCGUUCACACACUUUAACCUUCUCUUCAAAUGAGGGAUUAGAUGAUGAAUUUACAACAACAGGAAAACAAAAUCAAUGGCACAGUAGACCUAUUUCUGAAUGGACCACUCAGCAAGUAUGCCACUGGUUAAUGGGAAUGAACAUGGAGCAGUAUAUUACAGAGUUCACAGCUAUGAACAUAGAUGGACAACAGUUAAUGCAGCUCGACAGUGAGAAGUUAAAGGCUUUGGGAGUCUCCAGUCAAAAUGACCGAUCAACAAUAAAGAAAAAAAUUAAGGAUAUUAGAAAAACACAAGAAAAACUGGAAAAGCAGAAGGAAAAGGUUCAAAAGAAGGAGAGAGAAGUUCGCAAGACUGGCAGAGUGGUAACCACUCUUGAAUCAAGCUGCUAAAAUGACCAUUUUAUUUUAGCGCAGACUUGCUUCAUCUUGAGGAAAUUCAGCAGAUUUGUAUAUAAUUGUACAAUUGAGGGAGGAGGGAAAGUGCAACAGUUUAACAUGGUAGGUGUUUUUUUUACUUUUUAAUUAUGGUCCCUCCCUAUUACAACCCAAUAAAAUGAAAUUAUGUUUUCAGUGUUUUUAUUCCUAGUUGACUCUGCCUGUACUAAUAGACAAUAAUUUAACUUUCUGCCUUAAGUAAUAUUUGUGCUUCUAAGACCUCACAUGCCCUUGUCAUUGAAGUUGAUGUUUGUGAAAAGUAGAAUACUGUAUUAAAAAUCAUUCCAAUAGUAGUCAACUAGCAUUUGAUAGAGUUGAAUCUGAUAGAGGGACAAUAGAAAAAUCCUGCCAACAAGUUCAGUCUGUGACAGUCUGUUUAUCUGUUGCCACUAAAGAUGUAUAGUAAAAAUUAAGUUUAAGAAAACGGUAAUGUCAAAUUAAUUUAAAAAGAAAGCAUGUAUUUCAAAUUUAUGGAUUAUUUUGUUUAAAUUCUUGUAUUUCUGGGAUUUUCAUUCAAAGUUCACUGUAGUAGCACAUUGUUUUUGAAUUCUGUGUUGGAAUUUACUGAGAAAAUAACAAGAAAUAUUAAGUAAUUUUCACAAACUACUUACACUAAGCAUAAUAUUUUCUGUACACUACCCAUAUGGUGUUGGGACAAGGUUUAAACCUAUAAAUAAGAUCUUUUUUAACCUAUUUUUCCUAAAUAAUACAUAGUUUUAUAGAUCUAUGCUAUGAAUAAAAUCAAUUUGCAAUACAUGUAUUUCUCUUUUCUACCUGCUACAAGAUUUUUGCGGACCAAAUUUAUAUAUUUGCUAAUUUUAAACUAUACUGUUUUUCAAACUUAAAAUACUGAGGGAAGAAUUGUAGGAAAAAUUAUCACUGAAGCACUGGGUUUCUGCAUUGUAUUUAAAUGGUCAACUGUAGACUACGGAUUAUUUCUCUUUAAAGGAGGAUUUGAUUCUCAGAAUAGUUUAGAACAUGAAAUGGUGUUUUGUAUAUUUACAUACUAUAUUUUCUAGAGAUGCUACAACAGCACUUCCUUUGAUUAGAUUAUUCCAGAAACAUAGACUAGUUUAAAUAUCAGUCCACCAUAGAAUGGACUAGAACAAAACUUAUGUAAUUCGUUUAUGUGGACCAAGUUCUCCUUUAAAUCUAUGGACUGUUUUUCAUUUUAAUUAAAUGAAUGAACUUCACUGUUGGUGUUUCACAGUUGUUAUUUUUUUGUAUAAAUGUCUUACGAAUUUCAGCAAAAGCACUGCGUGGAAAUGCUUCUGCACACUAUGCAUUUCCA